Drosophila sulfurigaster albostrigata is the source of this 710-nucleotide messenger RNA. RefSeq lists its product as uncharacterized. NCBI's taxonomy places the organism in Eukaryota, Metazoa, Arthropoda, Insecta, Diptera, Drosophilidae. Bases 67 to 678 code for a protein of 203 amino acids. The record is from RefSeq and is a predicted model, not a curated record. The transcript is spliced from 2 exons.
AUUGUCGAUACUCGUGUGGAGUGACAGUCGUCGACUUCACCUUGAGAUAUUAUCAUUGAUUACCUAAUGGCACGAUUGACUCUGAUUGUCUUUUCGCUUGUUUUCUUUUUGAGCAGUUCUUCUGCCUUAAUUACAGAGGCUAUGAUUGGAUCCAUAUUUAUACUUAAUACAAUUCUUGGAACAACAUUUUUGGAUAUGGCCCUGGGCGGCCCCAUUAGUCGGGCGUCUUCUAUGGCAUCCGUAGCGGUUCCUAUUUCUUCAGGUUCGUCUUUCUGGCCAUCACAUGAAGUUGCACCUCAGCACCUCAGAAGAAGACGACAAACUUUACAAGAUAGACUCAACGAUUUGCACUUAUAUGAUUAUGUAACUUCUCCAUCGGCUGAAAAGGAUGAAUCGCCAUUGGGUUUGGAGAUCGAUAUUUUCAACAAUUUUCAAAAUAUUGCUCAUGAUAUGGCUAGUGAAGUUAGUAUGCACUUGGGUCUUCCACCACACACUCUUGAAGCGUACUAUCUUGGGGAGAAGGAUGCUCCCAAUUUUGAAGAUGUUGUAGACACUGUCGCUAAACGCUUUCAUGCUCCAAAGUUUGUGUUGGCUGGAUUACAUUCACUAUUUAAAACAGCCGAAAAGUAUGAGGAUGACUAUGAGUAUGAUAAUGAUAAUGAUCAACAAGAUCAAUAAUUGCACAUGUAUCUCAAAGCAAUUAUUUUUAU